This is a messenger RNA of Salmo salar (Atlantic salmon), 8009 nucleotides long. It is a transcript of the gene nhsl3, whose product is annotated as NHS like 3. The record is from RefSeq and is a predicted model, not a curated record. Gene Ontology annotation, biological process: cell differentiation. Lineage: Eukaryota; Metazoa; Chordata; Actinopteri; Salmoniformes; Salmonidae.
GGGUGUGAGCUACAAGACCAGGGGGGUGUGAGUUACAGGACCAGGGGGUGUGAGUUACAGGACCAGGGGGUGUGAGUUACAGGACCAGGGGGUGUGAGUUACAGGACCAGGGGGUGUGAGUUACAGGACCAGGGGGGUGUGAGUUACAGGAUCAGGGGGUGUGAGUUACAGGACCAGGGGGGUUUGAGUUACAGGACCAGGGGGUGUGAGUUACAGGACCAGGGGGGUUUGAGUUACAGGACCAGGGGGUGUGAGUUACAGGACCAGGGGGGGUCCAGAUGUUGCCUUUCGGGAGCGCUCCUUCACCUGGACAGUAGACCCCUGUAGGGGGGAGAGGUGCUCCUUCACCUGGACAGUAGACCCCUGUAGGGGGGAGAGGAGCUCCUUCACCUGGACAGUAGACCCCUGUAGGGGGGAGAGGUACUCCUUCACCUGGACAGUAGACCCCUGUAGGGGGGAGAGGUGCUCCUUCACCUGGACAGUAGACCCCUGUAGGGGGGAGAGGUACUCCUUCACCUGGACAGUAGACACCCUGUAGGGGGGCGAGGUGCUCCUUCACCUGGACAGUAGACCCCUGUAGGGGGGGCGAGGAUUACCCUGGAUCGCAUCACCAUGGGGAACAACGUCCACAAGAACAAGAAGAGGGUCCCUGCAGCACGGAACGGACCCUCUUCACGACCCAAAGGUUCUAAACCUGGUCCUAACCCCAGCACCAACCCGGGGAAGACCAAAGCUUUCUGGCACUUUGGUUGGGUGGAUAAACUGAAAACAGCUGGUCCUAAGGGUCAGGAUGAGCAGAAGAGGUUGACAGUUCACUACACAGCCUCCUCCUCACACUACCAGGAGAAUGUGUUCAUCGAGGGCAGUCGCCCUCAGUACCUAGAGGACCUGCACACUGAGGCACGGGAGGGGUUAAAGAUACUAAAACAACAGGAGUAUAAUAAAGGAGUGGACUUUCAGGAUGACCAGAGUGGCGUCCCAGAACAGGAUGUCAGCUCCAAUCACUGGGAUGGAUUUCAGGAAUCCGGAAGCACCGCCGGGAAUUCUGUUACCGCGGCGACCUCUGCUGUAUCGUCAGCCAUGUCCACGAGACCCGUGAUCACGCGCCAAGGCUCCACGUUCAAGCCCCUGAACCCAGUGAAAAGACUAGAGAAGGGGAAGAGCAGGAGCAGGAGGACUACUAUCAUGGGAAUACCCCAGCAGGUCCAGAGAGAACUGGCCCUGCACGGUGGGUCUACGUACCAAGUUCCUUCCAAGCUCCCGAAUGGCUCUGGAGGACAAGGCCAACCAGGUGUUGUCAUCAUCCCCACCAUCGAUGGAGAGACCCCUCUAGCCAACCACGAUGGAGCUAAGGCAUCCAGAGAAGAGCAGCUGCUGAGACAUCACCUCCAGUCUGUAUACAGGGACGACCAGGGCUUCAACCACCACAGGGGACUGAACUCUCAUCUCUCCCCCACCCAGAGGCCCAAAUCUCUGGCCGUGCCGGGCAUGACCUCCUCUUGCUCGGUUGGAUUCCCCAACUUCCUCCAGGAGCCACUUGGUCCGGUGAUGUCCAUCUCUCCCCAGGCCACCUACCUGUCUAAGAUUAUCCCCAACGCCUAUCUGCCGGCCUCCGUCGACGUCAUACAGAUUGACCUCAGAACCAACCAUACCAAUGGAAACAACGGCAAAGGAACGGUCCGCGCCGUCAGCAAGAGCAGCCCGGCAUCUGUGUCGUCAGCAAGCCCCGCGUCGUCGAGAAGGUCGGGUGGCGAUGGUUGCUAUGACGGCGGCGAAGCCCUUUCCCAUGGUGACAGUAGUUCCCGUGACAAUGGCUCUACGGCAACCACGCGCUCAGUGACUUCGGGAUCCGGCUGGAGCCACUCGCAGUCUUCCGAGAUGAUCAAGUCCAACUCCUCCGCCAUCUCUUCCACGAAGGGGAGCUUCGGACCUGCUAACCCACAGACAGUGAGCCUCGUUGGGCAGGAGAGACUACUGCAGCAGCCUGGUGCUGGGGACCAGGACCUGGUGAGCCUACAAAGCUCAGCUAGCUGGGUCAGCAGCACCAGUAGGGUUACUGGUACUGUAACUGCUCAGGGGGGAUCUGAGUCGGGUCUAUCUGGGUCUGUCAGUGCUGGGGAGAUGAGCGAUGUUGGAGGAGACUCUCACAGAUUCUCUCGCAGUCUGUCGAUCAUGAAGACCAAGCUGCCUCCAGCUCCCCCCAGGAGAACCAACUCCCUGCACCAUGAGAAGAUGAUAAAGAGGCGACUGGUGGAGAUUAAAGACCUCAGUGACUCUGUGGGUGGGGAGGUGGAGGCUGCUGAAGACACAAGCUUGGUUACUAUUGAGAUGUCUAAAGAGCUCUACAAAGAAAUCACAAAGAGCUCUAUCCCUGUAUCCAACACAUCUGGGUUUAACUCUUUAAAUGGUACAAGAUCUUCCACAGUCUCUAAUCCUCUGAGUCCCACACAGGCCUCCCCUGGUGGUAGUGGAAACCCAGAAAGGCCAGGGUCCAGCAGCUCUUCCCCACAGAAAGCUCCCUCAGAGGGAGGUACAUAUGAAAAGACCAUGUCCCCCUCCAGUGGGUACUCGACUCAGAGUGGUACUCCGACGCUCUCCCCCAAGGGGAUCUGCCCUUCCUCCUCCCCAGGUAAACACAAGAAGAUGCCGGUCAAACCGGAACGUUCUGGUUCAAGAGCUUCCUCCUCGGCAGCCUCUGCCUCGUCUUCCCUUACCUCCCUGUCUUCAGCCACCUUAGAGUACGUCAAUCAAGAGGCUUCAAAAAACAUUCCUAGCACACCCCAGCGGGCCUCCCCACCGCCAUCUGUAAUGACAACAGAAAAGACAUCAACGGUGACCCCGGUGACCCUGACUCGUUGCUCUGCAUCCAUGGCGAUCAGAGAGCUGCUUAACAUUCCGCCACCCCCCAACAUCAAAGCCCCUUCCCCGCCACCCCCGGAAACCUGGGCCCACAACAGACACACCUUUAAACUGCUGUGUGGGCCUUGCCCCAACGUCAACAGGCUAGCACAGCUCCAGAAGCAACAGGAACUGAAAGAUGAAGCUACCAUCAUUAAGCAAAAGCAAGAACCUCAAACUGAAGCUAGCAAAGAGUCUCAAAGCUCAGAUGAAAAGCAGGCUACCGUAGAGGAAGUCACUUUGAUCAAAUCAGAAAGCAAUUACACUGUUUCGAAAGAAGAAACUGAGCCUACGCUAGAGCAUGUGUCUGAGGUAUCCGAGUGUGUUAGUCAGGGAGUCGAGACCACAGAAAGUCGAACGAAAGAAAAAGGAAGUCCAGCGAUGAUCGCAGAGAGGGUAGAAGCAAGUGUAGAGGUCAAGAACCGGAACCAAAAUCAGGAGCAGAGUAGUAGUAGUAGUAGUGUUGCACAGGUCAAGGAUCAAGAAGAGAGUCUAGAGACACAAGUUAGUUUAGCGACGAUUCCAAAGAAGGAACCCCCUCCUGUCAUGAAGAAAAGUACUCGUAGAAAAGAACCUUUAGUUCAAGUAUCAACAGACAUUCAACAAAAGCUGCCAUUUGAUGAGGUCACAGUAGAGGAGAAGGUAGAAUCUCCCAGCGAGAGUGAGAAGUGUUCCUUACAGGGGGAGGUAGAGGUGGUAGCUAAGGAAGUUGAGGUUGAGGUAGUUGCUAAGGAAGUUGAGGUAGUUGCUAAGGAAGUUGAAUUAGUAACUAAGGAGGUCGAAGGUCAGAGUGCUACUGAAAACACCACAGAGGAAAGUCCCACUAAACCAGAGGCAUCUACACAGACCCUUGCCAUGGAGCCUCCCAAAGUGGACAGGGUCUCUCCUCCAGCCUCCCCUCCCCCUGCCCACCACCCUCCUCCACCCCCUUCUAAGACACCUCCCUCCUUAGUGUCCACUCCCCCACCCGAGGUAGAGGUGGAGUGUGAGGAAGAGAUUCCCAUAGUAGAGUCCUGCUGGCCUCCUCCACCCCCACCAGAGGAGCCAGCAGAUUCAGUCUUUGAUGAGCCAGAUGAGAUGGACUUUCCACCUCCUCCCCCUCCCUUCAUGACGGAGAGCUUGCCAGAUGUAGUGGAGAGCUGUAACACAGUCACAGAUGUCCAGGAGGCGUCCAUUGUGGCUCUGGAUGUGGAGGAGGUUAAGGAAACUGUGAAUGGAGCAACUGUGGCAACUGUGAAUGGGGAAACUGCAGAUCUGUCACCCAUUCCGGCUCAAAUGGAGAUGAAGGAGGAUAGACCUGAAAAGGUGAUUCUGAACUAUAAUGCAGUUCCAAAUGAUGAAACCAGCUCUGAGGUAUCUGAAUCAGCUGAGCUCAAAGCAAUUCACGCACAUAAGUCAACUGUUGUUUCUCCAGUUCAGCCCAAUAAGAAAGAGGCAGAGGUCAAGCAAUCUGCCCAGCAGUCAAUCACAAUGCAGGAAGCCAUAACUCAACCAACAGAAACUUCUCCUCAGUCACAUGAAGUCCUGGCUCUAUUAGAGGAUGUCCCUCCCCCACCCCAGGAGGCUCCUCCCCCACCACCAAUGAAAACAGCCUUGGUGCCCCCCUCAAGUAUCUCUCCUCCAUCUCUUAUCAGCGUCCCCCUCCCUUCCCCUGUACAAUUUGAAGAUCCGAUGCACUCUGAGCCUGCUGUGAGUGCCCCCAUUCCACCCCCCGUCAAUGUCCCAGCCCUUCUCCCAUUUGAGAACCAACCAACUGUCAGGAGACAGCUCAGCUUGGUGAACAGAGAGACCGGGAGCACAGAGCUUCUGUCUAGGCACAACAGUGCCCCCAUUCCCAAAGACGACGCCAACAUUCCACUGGUCACACCCUCUCUGCUUCAAACGGUACGUCUCAGAUCUGUCAACGUCAGUGAAGACCAGAUGAAAACGGCUUCCGACAACAACAAUAAUAAUUACAACAAGGGGAAUCCACCCGCUCACGAUCAGAGUCCAAUCCUAACCCAAAACCCUGGAUCCCAGAACACAACACCUCAAAAACCGAUCCGGAAAUCGCCAUCUAUAAAAGCCACACCUCUGUCAUUGAAGUCAUCAUCACCGUCGAUCAUCGCCCCCUCGAUGCGCUUGCAGGAAGCUAUCCGCAUGAAGACAGCGGCCAUGUCUACCAGAGAUGGUCUACCAACACGCUUUAGAAUGCCAUCCUCCACCUCAUUCCCCAGUAUCAGCGGUGGUGAAUAUGAGAUGUUAUCCCCAAUGUCACCAGAAGGGGGCGACAUGCUAAAGUCCCCCGCAUCCACUGCUAGCUUCAUCUUCUCCAGGAGCUCAAAGAAGGUCGUUAUAGAAACGCCUGUCGCAUCUUCCUCCCACGAGAUGCAGGCGAGCCUUCAACAGAACCUAGCCGCCGUGCUCACGAAGGUUUCCGACCAAUCGGUGGCUUCCACAGUCGCUAACGGCAACGCUGGAAGAACUGGGAUUCCGAGGAGAGUUCCACCACCCGUGGCUAAGAAACCAGUUCUUCCAGUGUUGCAGUUAGCGACCUUGGAGAAGACUGUUUUUUCUAUAGUGAUGGGUGGUUCUCAGAGUGAGAGGAACACUCCAUCACCAAGAGGAACAGAGGCUAACGAGGAGACAGAGACAGUGCUACCUGCGGGCCAGAAAGCACUGACAGAGGACCACGAUACAGCAAGUAAAAUGGAGACGUCUAACAUUGUAGAAGCACCGAUGCCCUUGUGAGAAAGACUGCUUUGUGUGGACUGAACUUUUGUGGAUUGGGACUAAGACGGAGGAACAAAGCAAGGACUGCAAGACCCAGAGAGAGAGAGAGAGAGAGAGAGAGAGAGAGAGAGAGAGAGCGAGAAAGAGAGCUAUGGAGCGAGAGAGAGAGAUAAUCAAAAGUGUUCACUUAAUAAGUCAACUCAGAGUUAAAAUAUGUGAAGGCUUCUCCAAAAGCCUAAAAUGGCCUUCAUAUUUAUGCAAACAAUGGGGUUGGUCCCCAUUUCUUUGAUAAUAAAGCUUCCUUUUGGAGUAUUUUUCUAAACCAUGGAGCUCUAGGCAUCUAUUCAGUCUGUAAAGUUAAAGCGUUACAGAUUAUGCCAAAUCAAUUUAAAGGUAAUUUCCGAUUGAGCCGACAUGUGCAGCGUUUACCGUGAAUGCAGUCUCCCCUAAUUAGGAACAUUGCCUUUUAAAUUUCAAUUACGAUGCAGAUUGAAUAGAGUUUAGUCUGCUUUGACAAACUGCAAACAGUGCCCCCCUCAGGACGAAUGGUGUACUGCGGCUGGAUUUUUGUAAAUACAGUACAAGAAGCUAUGCUUGUAGUAGACCACCAUCUAGAGGUUAGGAAAGGUAGCAGUCACUGCAGAUGAGAAAGAAAAACCUAGAGGACAAAUAAUAUAUGAAGAAAAAAAUACUAGAGGGAAGAAAAAAACAUAAAAUAUUAUUGGGACUUUCUAAGGUGUUUGAAGCUUGUGUUCUAGUUAAAAAAAUACAAAAUGUUUCUCUAGUAAUUUUUUCUUCAUUAACAUACCCCUUUUUUUUGAGUCAAGCAAUCACUGAAUUGUCUUAUUUCCAAAAGGAAUGGCAGAUUAUGAAAUUUCCAGAAUGUAUCUUUUGAUCUUAUCUUUUGAUCAAUCAAUCAAUGAAUCAACCAAUCCAAUGUGUUAUUUUAGCUUUUCGAUCAGCAUAAAUAAAAUGUUUUUAAAUUAAACUGCAAAAUAUCUUGUGAAUGUGUAGGCUUAGGUAAAGUAGAGCAUCAGAGAGAGAGAGAAAAAAAGGGAUGCUGCAUAUUUAAAAGACCAUUUAUAUGUUAGACCUACAGUCAAAAUUUCAAAAGCACUUUUAUAAACUAAUGAAGCGGUUUAAAGGUGCAGAAAACGUUAAAUCCCAAUGGAACUGACAAUCCCACGAAAUUAAAACUGCUUUCAAAUUCUAACAUUCCAAAUGGCAACCUAUUCCCUGCAUAGUGCACUACUUUGGACCAGAGAAUAUGGUUCCGUUUGGGAGGAAUCCCCAGGAAGAGAGGACACCAUAUCUGUUCCUUAUAGUUACACUAUAGACACCGUUCCCAUGCAUUCAAAGACUAUAUGUAUGGGUUUUCUGACUGUUUCUAUGUAUUUAUGUUUGUUUUUUUAAAUGUGUCUUUAAGUUGCUUUAAACAAAUGUUCUUUAUUAAUACUGUAUCAGCAUCAUUAACAUCGACACGUUCACAACCAAAUAUUCAACCUUGGUUUGAGUUCACCUGUUUCGUUAAAAUGGUUUGUUUGUAUGAACGGUCUAUUUUCAAAUUCGAUUUUACAGAUUCAGUUUUAUUCAAUCAAAUCCACAAGCCUGCACUAAAUAUGACUCCUGAUAGUACUACAGAUACAAGGUACCCUAUUCCCUACAUAGUGCACUACUUUGGACCAGAGCCCCUAUCAGAAGGACCUGGUCAAAUGUAGCAGUAUAUAUAGGUAACAGGGGACCAUAUGGGACUGAGUACUACUAGAGAUAAAUGGCCAACAGUAACACUAAAGAGAGAGGGUUGUGUGUCUAUCUACUCUGAAGUGUUCAGCGUUACAGCGUGAUUUAAAUGUGAAGGUAACGUUACCGGCGAUUACGUUCACAGUAAACGGUGCGUCUAUCGGCUCAAUCGGAAAUUACCUUUUUACAUUUUUUAAUCACGUAAUCUGUUACGCUUCGGCUUUAGACACUAAAUAGAGCCUUUAGUUCACAAGUGUUCAUUUCUUCUUUAAGAAAAAAAAAACCAAGUAUUUUAAACAUUUACUGUAUAUUCCUACUUUCACAUUGUUUGAAGUAGCCUAAGGAUUUGUCCCGAAUGGAACCCUAAUCCCUAUAUAGUGCUAUACUUUUGACCAGGGCUCAUAGGGCGCAAUUUGGGAGACACCCUCAGUCUUUCCACAGUGACAAGACAUCUUGGUAAUCAUCGGCACAACAAAAACACACCCUUGUCCAGCAAAUGGUUUUAACACAGAACUAAUUAUUCUCUUUUGACACUCUGCACAUGACAUGUCUUAUUGUCAUGGAAACAGCUAACAUUUUUGUUGAUUCAAAUAAAUAAGAAAAAAAUAAAAGUUAAUUUACUUUGUUAUGAAAAGAUUAUAAAAUUGUAUUCCAAAUCA